Molecule: messenger RNA, 2268 nt
Organism: Cuscuta campestris
Lineage: Eukaryota; Viridiplantae; Streptophyta; Magnoliopsida; Solanales; Convolvulaceae
Source: the annotation of a GenBank genome assembly
AUUUAACUCUUUAUUUUUUUUUAAUAUUAUGAUCAAUUUAUCAUUUUUUAUUGAUUUAAUUAGAUUUGAUCAAAUUAAAUCGAAUUUGGACUGAUCUCAUCUCAGUCUAAUAUUUUUAUUAAUUUCACACUUUAGACUAUUUAAUUUUGGAAUUUACUUCACAUGGUAUGUUUGCAAAGUUUUUUGAUAUCACUCUCAAGUCUCAACAAAAAAAGGCCACUGCCGUCUGAGCUAUCUCAGUCUUGCCGGAGCAUUCAACUCUCCGUCUCCUCGAAUUCAUCGACAGCUGACCUCUUCCUUCAGCUCCUUCCAAAUCUCAUCUUUUUUUCCUGUUCCUAUCCCCUCUAGUCGGCGCAUAGUUCAGAGACUAGAAGAAAUGGAAUCUGCUGCUGUAAUGGGCUUUUGUACCAAAUCUAUCCCAUCCGGGUCGUCUUGUCCGGGUUUACUCGUUGGGAGAACAUGUAGUAUCGGUAGCUCUCAGUGUAGAUUUCGGGCAGGAAAGAGGGUAAACUUACCCCAACAGAAGGCUCUACAAUUUAGAAUUAGUCCCAAAGCUUGCACAAAUGGCAGAGCUCUAAGUACAGUGUGCCAGGGUGAUAAAAUCUUGGUGGCAAACAGAGGGGAAAUUGCAGUUCGUGUCAUUCGCACCGCUCAUGAGAUGGGGAUUCCUUGUGUUGCAGUUUUCUCAACUAUAGACAAAGAUGCCCUUCAUGUGAAGAUGGCCGAUGAGUCUAUUUGCAUUGGUGAAGCACCUAGCAAUCAAUCAUACUUGUUGAUUCACAAUGUCUUAUCUGCUGCGGUGAGUCGUGGAUGCACUAUGCUGCACCCAGGCUAUGGUUUUCUCGCUGAGAAUGCUCUUUUUGUUGAAAUGUGCAAUGAACAUGGAAUCAACUUCAUUGGGCCAAAUCCAGAUAGCAUAAGAGUCAUGGGUGAUAAGUCAACUGCAAGAGAUACAAUGAAAAAUGCGGGUGUCCCAACUGUACCAGGAAGUGAUGGAUUGCUAAAGAGCACUGAGGAAGCAGUGAGGCUUGCAGAGGAGAUUGGUUAUCCUGUUAUGAUCAAGGCUACUGCUGGUGGUGGUGGACGUGGAAUGCGUCUUGCUAAAGAACCUGACGAGUUUGUGAAGCUCUUACAGCAAGCAAAAAGUGAGGCUGCAGCUGCAUUUGGAAAUGACGGUGUUUAUUUAGAAAAGUAUGUUCAAAAUCCUAGGCAUAUUGAAUUUCAGGUAUUGGCUGACAAGCAUGGCAAUGUAGUACACUUUGGUGAGCGUGAUUGUAGUAUUCAGAGAAGAAAUCAAAAGUUGCUGGAAGAAGCUCCUUCCCCUGCACUAACACCUGAGCUAAGGAAGGCUAUGGGUGAUGCAGCAGUUGCAGCAGCAGCAUCUAUAGGUUACAUCGGGGUCGGUACGGUCGAGUUCCUUUUGGACGAAAGAGGUGCUUUUUACUUUAUGGAGAUGAAUACUAGAAUUCAGGUAGAACAUCCGGUUACAGAAAUGAUAUCAUCUGUUGAUCUAAUAGAAGAACAGAUUCGUGUAGCACAGGGAGAAAAACUUCGCUUGAAACAGGAAGAUAUUGUGCUUAGAGGACAUUCAAUUGAAUGCCGGAUUAAUGCAGAAGACGCUUUCAAGAAUUUCAGACCUGGGCCAGGGAGAAUAACUGCAUACUUGCCAGCUGGAGGUCCAUUUGUCCGCAUGGAUAGCCAUAUUUAUCCUGAUUAUGUGGUACCACCAAGCUAUGAUUCUCUACUUGGAAAGCUCAUUGUAUGGGCUCCAACACGCGAGAGAGCUAUUGCGCGCAUGAAAAGAGCACUUGAUGACACUCUUAUUACAGGUGUUCCAACAACAAUUGAGUAUCACAAACUUAUCCUUGACGUUGAGGAUUUCAAAAAUGGGAAAGUUGAUACGGCGUUCAUUCCAAAGCAUGAAGAUGAAUUGGCCGCGCCUCAGCCAACAGUGCCUGUAGCCAUUGAGAAAGAGAUGGUUAAGGCUACUUCUUGAUGCUUUUUUCCGGUUGUAAUAUUUUGAAAUCUGAUGAUUUUACAUUCCCAAAUCUUUGCAGCUUAAUGUAAUCCGUUUUGCUAUAUCAUGUUUAGAGUAUCUCUUUGGUAAAAUGGUGUUGAGAUAUGAACUUGUGUAUUGUUACUAAGUAAAAAUAUCGGAUGACUUUUUUUAUUGAAUAGAUCUACUUCUACCCCAAAGUGUAUCCCUAAGGUUUAGACUUUUAUUUUGUGCCAAUAUAAGUGUGAGAUUGAUAACUUACAUUAACACAA